Molecule: messenger RNA, 492 nt
Organism: Thalassophryne amazonica
Lineage: Eukaryota; Metazoa; Chordata; Actinopteri; Batrachoidiformes; Batrachoididae
Product: protein C2-DOMAIN ABA-RELATED 1-like
Exons: 1
Coding region: 1-390 (129 amino acids)
Source: RefSeq, a predicted model, not a curated record
AUGGACUCCAGUGUGUCCUUCCUGCUGCUGCUGGUCCUGUGUGGACUGACUGUGGCUGAAGCCCAGCUGAUGGUGUUCAACCUGCGGGCUAGCGACCUUCCUUCGGACAUCCUGGGAACCUCCGACGGUUACGUGAAGGUGUCCUGUGGCCAAGCAUAUCUGGGCCAAACAGAUGUCCGGAAAGAUAACGCAAACCCCUGGUGGGAGGAGGAGUUCAGCUACAGCAACGGCCAGGAGAACAACGUGCUGAAGCUCAACGUUUAUGACAGUGACGUUUUAUUUGACGACCACUUGGGAACCUGCGAGCGUCAGAUUAAGGUGGGAACCCAUGAGCAUGAUUGUCACCUGGAGAAAGGCAGCACCCUGCAUUACGUCUACACCCUGAGUUAAGACAGUCAUCUGACCAGUGACCUGACCUCUGACCCUGACAACUAAACAAUGCUUACAUCCUCCUGUUUGGUUUUUCUGAGUAUUUACAUGUCCGUGUGAAUA